This is a messenger RNA of Cyphomyrmex costatus, 3095 nucleotides long. RefSeq names its product BTB/POZ and MATH domain-containing protein rdx (gene rdx). The record is from RefSeq and is a predicted model, not a curated record. Lineage: Eukaryota; Metazoa; Arthropoda; Insecta; Hymenoptera; Formicidae. The coding region runs from base 714 to 2033 and encodes 439 amino acids. The transcript is spliced from 8 exons. Gene Ontology annotation, molecular function: protein binding.
UGCUCUCAGUCGAGCCAACGGCGUAGAUCGGAGUCAAAGUCGCGGGUCCGCGGAAAGUACUUCGAGAGCGACUCGACAGUCGAGACACGAGAGAGGAAGAGAGGAGGCGCUCGAUACGCACGCAGUUGCACGCGCGCACGGUAUCCGACGGACGGGGCGAGGAGAAACGACGAGAUAAACGAGAACGAGGGAUCGAAGCGCAAGUUGGUGAUUGGCUGAGCCAGAGAGACGGAGAGAGAGAGACAGAAAGAACGAACUCUCUUCUCCGCUCCGGAUUGAUUCCACGAGCGUCGUCGGUCCGUGCAUCAUCGCGCGCUCACAUCUCCGAGAGUAUAAUCUCUCGUCGUUGUCGUUCUCUUCGCCGGCCGUUGUUCUGGCGGAUGGACGUCAGUAAAAAUGCGGUGGUGACAGUGACCGGAUACCGCGGAGGGGAAGGACUCCGGAGCAAUUUUCAAGCAAUAAGCGGGUAAUUAUUCGUUGUCGAUCGUGUUACGCGAGAGACCGCCGUGCUUCGUAGUCGAUUGAGUCGGCGCCGGGUGAGCGAGAAUUAGAGAGAGAGGGAAAGCGAAAAAGAGCGAGAGAUAGAGAGAGAGCGCGCGCGCGAGAGAAAGAGAAAGAGAGAGAGAGCGAGAGGAAGGGCACUCUCUUCGCGACUCAGCCGGAAGUUAUGACGAGCUCGCGCUUCGUUCAAGGACGAAGAAUUGUUCGCGCGCAUGUGUCCAGUAGUGGGAUAUAGUGUCAACGACAAGUCGCCGCUUGCAGAUCUGGAUACCUUGCUGUCGACACCCGCCGGGCCCGGAUUGUCUCAUGUCAGGAUGGCGCUGGCGCGACUUGCGGUGAGCGACUGUGCGGGUCAAACGUCGCGGGUCAGCUCGAACCUGCACAGCAGCAGUAGUAUGGCGGUGAGCCGCGUCCCGAGCCCGCCACCGCCGGAAGUGAACACCCCCGUGGCCGAGAACUGGUGUUACACGCAGGUGAAGGUGGUUAAAUUCAGCUACAUGUGGACGAUAAAUAACUUCAGCUUUUGUCGCGAGGAGAUGGGAGAGGUGCUCAAGUCGUCCACGUUCUCAGCCGGGGCCAACGACAAGUUGAAAUGGUGUCUGAGAGUGAAUCCUAAGGGCCUGGAUGAAGAGAGCAAAGACUACCUGUCGCUGUAUCUCCUUCUCGUUUCGUGCAACAAAUCUGAAGUCAGAGCAAAGUUCAAAUUUUCUAUUCUUAAUGCCAAAAGAGAAGAAACCAAAGCAAUGGAGAGCCAGCGUGCUUACAGGUUUGUCCAGGGUAAAGAUUGGGGUUUCAAAAAGUUCAUCAGGAGAGACUUUCUUUUGGACGAGGCCAACGGAUUGCUACCGGACGACAAACUCACGAUAUUCUGUGAGGUAUAUACCUUUGUCAGCGUAGUGGCGGACAGUGUAAACAUCUCUGGGCAGAGUAAUACGAUACAAUUUAAAGUACCAGAAUGCCGACUGCCCGAUGAUCUCGGGCUUCUGUUCGAGAACCAAAAAUUUAGCGACGUAACACUCACUGUCUGCGGAAGAGAGUUUCAAGCACAUAAAGCAAUUCUGGCAGCGCGAAGUCCUGUCUUUUCGGCAAUGUUCGAACAUGAGAUGGAGGAGAGAAAGAAAAAUCAUGUCGAUAUCACUGAUGUGGACCACGAAGUUUUGAGAGAAAUGUUGCGAUUUAUUUACACUGGCAAAGCCGCAAAUCUGGAGAAGAUGGCGGACGAUCUAUUAGCCGCGGCGGACAAGUACGCGUUGGAAAGGCUGAAGGUAAUGUGCGAAGAAGCACUUUGCACAAGUUUAGCCAUUGAGAACGCAGCCGACACCCUCAUACUUGCCGAUCUCCAUAGCGCCGAUCAGCUGAAGGCACAAGCGAUAGACUUCAUCAAUACACACGCGACGGACGUGAUGGAUACCGUGGGUUUCAAGUCCAUGGUGAACUCCCAUCCGCACCUGAUAGCAGAAGCUUUCCGAGCUUUAGCGACCCAGCAGAUCCCACCGAUCGGACCGCCCAGGAAACGGGUGAAACAGAGCUGAAAGCAGUCACCGCUGACCCCGGGCACAACCUCCACAUCGCCCCCACCACUUUUGCAUCCCUCUUGAACCUUUGUGUACAGUGAUAUAAUGAAGUAUAGUAGUGCUAAAUAAAUGUUUCCUAGUGCGCCAUUCUCUGGUCUAAAAGAAAAAUCGACGACGAGAAUCGACGCGAAAAUCAUUCGAUUAUCGAUGGAGUUUCGAUCGAACGAGAGCAUUCGGAGAUCGAUGGAAGGAGAAAGAGAAUCGUCUUGUCCAUUCGGUUGAUCGAGGGCGAGUUUAAAGAAAAGCGCUCCUACACAUGCUCGGACUCUUAUGUUCAAGUAAGUGUCGGUAGUGAGGAGAACGUGACGCGACUAUUACCAGCGUGCUGCUCGUUUCGUCUUCGCGCAACAAGAAGAACGAGAUGUCUAAAAGCCUACGUAUCCGCAUUCACAUUCACACAUCCUCAUCAACAAAUCAUAUUUCUCGGUUGGCCUGAGCGCGAGUCGAUUUAAUAACACAGCAACAACAACAGCAGCACUAUAGUCGCAUUGCGCUCGUUUUCUUCAAUGCCAAUACCGAUGCCAAUCGAUCUCGAUGACACGUUGGGACGUGUCAUCAGGAUCAUCAUCGUCAUCACAGACUUGCUUUUGUUUCCAUUUUUAUCGAACGAAUGUAUUGGAAGCAAAUGAUCGCGCAAGAUGUUAAAGAUACGCAGUAUAUAGCCUGAGAGGACCAAGGAAAGGCGAAGAGCUUCUUUCCACGUGACUCGUCUUCACGAUUGCCGUAACAACAACGCGCAAUACACGAAGAAAGUUGUGAUAGACGUCGGCCAGACGAUUUAAACAUUUUGUUCCUUUGUCGAAAGAAAGAAAGCACGAGGAGGAAAGAUGGAUCAAACGAAUGUCCCCUAGUACCGUACGCUCGACGCGUCGAGCUUGGAGAGAAUUAGAUACUUUGUUUGUUUUUACCGACAGUAGUGAUCUUUUUAGUUCUAGCGCGUCUCAAACUCUUCCAAGACGGAGAAAUCAUUCUAGUUAGUGUUCUUUUUUUAUGAUCUCUUUCUCUGAACUACAAUUAUUA